This is a messenger RNA of Drosophila simulans, 1375 nucleotides long. It is a transcript of the gene Dysb, whose product is annotated as dysbindin protein homolog. The transcript is spliced from 2 exons. The record is from RefSeq and is a predicted model, not a curated record. Gene Ontology annotation, cellular component: cytoplasm. Gene Ontology annotation, biological process: negative regulation of protein kinase activity. Bases 113 to 979 code for a protein of 288 amino acids. Lineage: Eukaryota; Metazoa; Arthropoda; Insecta; Diptera; Drosophilidae.
ACCUGCCCGAACAGCUGAUUCUUUAUUUACCACUCAAUUGUCGAUGGAAAACGCCAGCGCGAAGACAAUUAGAAAUCGCUAAGUUAAAUAAAUAGAGAUCCGUGGUCGCAAGAUGUUCGGGAGCCUGAAAAAGAAGCUGAGCAGUGCGAUCCAGGAAGGCCUGGUGAUCUCGGAGAAUCUGCAACAGCAAUAUCGCCAGCGUGUCAGUUCCGGAAACUCGGGGAGCAGCCAAGCCAGUGGGAUUACGACCCCCACUUCGCCACUGGGCCUCAACGAGAGUCUGUCGUCCAGCAGGAGCAGUAGUCUCUCCCUUAGUGCUCCCUUCCAGCUAACCGAUGGAGUGCCCAGCCACCUAAAUGUGGCAGCGGGUUGCAGUUUGCUGGCCAAAUACGAGGAUGAUUGGCAGCAGAUUCAUGGCGCCAACGAAGAGAACGCGGAGAAGGCUGCGCAGAUUGCUAACCAAAUCUCCGGCAUCCAAAACCAGGCCAGCCAUCAGCGCAGGAUCAUGAGUGAGCUGAACAGUAGUCUGGCGGGAAUUCCUACUUUGAUAACCCAACUGCAAGCCAGCUCUAAGGUUCUUAAUUCCCUGGAGGAAAUGGGUCAGCAGUUGGAGAUUGAGCUGGAGAAGCUGGAGGAUCUGUGCGAGGAGUGCGAGCUCCAAGAGUUCAUCCUCGAGCAGCAGUUUCAGCUCUCCCGGCACAAGCAAAAGAAACUCAACGAACUGGAGCAGUAUCGCCAGCAAAUAGCCCAGAAACACCAAACCAAAAUCAAAGAUCAGGAGCAGACCCUCCUGAAGCUGCAGAGGGAACGACAGGCUGUCUUCGACGACGCCUUCCGGGAGGAUAUGGAGGAGUACAAACAGCACGGCCAGCUGACAAAAAUUCAAACCACCAGCAACAAGUUGGCUCUGGAGGAAGUCGUCCUUGAAGCCAACGAAGUGGAGACAAAGGAUGCUCUGGAGCAAUUUCUAAAUGGCUAACUCAGAUUGUUUGCUCAUCUUGCAAAAGACUACAAUUUGUGCCUUUAAGUGCAAUAAGCAGAGUAAUUGUUAACAUAUUUUAACGGGGACUUCUGAAAAAUAACUUAAUUUUUUACAUUUUCUUACUAUCAAACUAUUGCAUUAAAGGGAAUUGGACAUACAAAGAUUAAUUAUCAAUGCCAAAGUAUUUUAACAUUCAUAAUGUGUUAAAGUAAUUUCCAAAUUUCUUUACCAUCUCGGACAGAAUGUAGGCAAAUUUUAAAUAAGUUUUUAAAUAAUGAAGUCAAAGUAAAAGUGAAAUUUCAGGAAUCCCCCUACUUUAUAUGAAAUUCGUUGAUGUGGCAGCGUCACUGCAUGUUUUGACAGCGUUGAAUAAACAUUGUUUUUAUAGCAGUC